Drosophila obscura is the source of this 1900-nucleotide messenger RNA. RefSeq lists its product as uncharacterized. NCBI's taxonomy places the organism in Eukaryota, Metazoa, Arthropoda, Insecta, Diptera, Drosophilidae. The transcript is spliced from 4 exons. The coding region runs from base 296 to 1588 and encodes 430 amino acids. The record is from RefSeq and is a predicted model, not a curated record.
CAGCAACGCGCUCGAUCUCAGCUCAGCUGGUUUGUUGUUGUCGGAGCUGACUGCCGAAAAUUACAAUUUUUGCACAUUCGCCAAUUGGGGUUUUUGAGUCUGACGCGGUCGCUCGGUGUCUAAACAACGUUGUGCGCUGUGUUACCCGUAGUUUACACAACAAUUCCGAUUUACCUUUGGCCGAGAAAUGUGCGUUUAGCGCCUCAUUUUGAUUUAGAUACCAACGGGCGCUACACAUUGAGGCAACUCUCAUCGAGAGGUCGUCGUCGCCAGCUUCGUGACCUGCUUAUCCGAGAUGAGAUUGCUUGUGCUGCUGUGGCUGCCGCUGCCAUUUCUAAGCAGCCUCUACUUGUGCAUCGGUUAUGCAACUACCACUAAGGUAUCUACCCCUCGCGGCGUUGCACAAUACAGGCUCCCACAGCCCGCGCCACAGCCAGCACCAGUACCGCCAGCCAGUGAAGCUCUACAAAUGAGGACGGGAGGAGCUGCUGCGCGGAAUGAUACGAGCCAGGCCAGAUCACAGACUCAAACGGCAUCAAACCAGCGUAGGCGCACACAGAUUGUCCGGCGACGCAGGCCGGUCAGCCGAAACCUCAGUUCCACCUCGACCACCACAUCAACGACGUCCACGACAACCACAUCGACCACGACAACGAGUACAACAACGUCGCGUCCCAGCUUGGCCAACGGCUUCAAUUUCUUCAAUCCGAGCUUCUGGAGCUUUGGACAGCAGAGUUUGGUUGCAGUUCGGCCGCCAACCAAGCAACCCCAUCCGCCCAAGAAGUUUAGCUCCAAGGAGGAAAAGAUCGGCUAUCGAAAGCCACCCAAGACCACCAUUAAACCCAGAUCCAGCCCGACCACAAGGGCAACCACAACCACAACCAUGAGGCCAUCCACAGAUGGUCCAUUUCGCAUUGCUCUGCCCACACUGACAUUUCCCAGCGGCGAGGCCAAGGGGCGGGAUAGGGAGAAGGAGAAACGGGCUGCUGCUGAGCUGCGCCUACGCUUCAACUGCCCACGGGAAAACGAGGUGCGCUUCCAGUUAUUCCCGAAGAUUUGUCAGACGGACAAGGACUGCGCCGUUUGGCAGCGGGACGAGCUCUGCUGCGACAUCUUCGGGGCCAGCAGCUGUGUGUCCGGAGUGCCGAAGCCCCUGGAGGAGGCGGUCCAUGCACCCAUACUCGGCCUGAUACCUCGCAAGUGCCCCACCAGGCCGCUGGCCGAGCUGUGGUGGGAUGUCCAGGAAUGCAGCACGGAUAUGGACUGCUGGCCAAGGGUCUGCUGCCCCGAUGGGCGCAGACGGUACUGUCGCACCUCCCAGCCAGAGCUGGGAACGGCCCCGGUUCCAGUCAAGCGCUCCUUUGACUAUCUUACCGAAUAUCUGGAGUGCACCGCCCCACCGCCACCCAUCUUUGAUCUGCAUCCAAAGGCGUGCACCUCGACGCUGGACUGCUUCCCAAAUGUGUGCUGCCAGGAGGCGGGUCUCCGGCACUGUCGUCCGCCCAAGAAGUCUGUGCUCACACUGAUGGCCAAUUUUCUCAACGUGGACUUCGUGAAGCGACUGACACAGAACAUUGUUAUCAAAUAAGCCCGGCACUUCUAACCCAGUGCCACCAAUCGUAUAUGUACAGGUAUAUGUACAAUGUAUAUAUGUAUGUACGAGGGUAUAUAAAGUCGAAUCUACUCUGUGUGUGUGUGUUAUUGUACCUUCGUUUCAACAAUUUCAAAACUGCCGCCGUGAUAUCUAUCUCGUUCGUAUUUGUUUACCUACGCUGAUAAACAGAACGAAUCAUACAUACACACACGAUGUAGGCGUAAGUACUACGCAUUAUGUAUGUAUACCGAACAGAUCCGUUCCCCAUCUAAGCCAGCACCACCUAGCCUUCUAGUAUUAGAUAUA